Messenger RNA from [Torrubiella] hemipterigena, 848 nucleotides. The record is from the annotation of a GenBank genome assembly. NCBI's taxonomy places the organism in Eukaryota, Fungi, Ascomycota, Sordariomycetes, Hypocreales, Clavicipitaceae.
UGCAGACAGAGCCACUGGCACUCCUUAACUGUGCAAAAGCAGGUUUAUAAUUACGUCUUUUGAUUAAAUUUCACGAAAUCGGCACACUGUCAACAAUAGCAUUCAAGUCAGGCACGCUUGUAACACCGACAUCCCCAAAGAAGAACUCUCCGACAACGGCACGAGCUACAAUGACCGACGUUAUCAUCAGGGUAGCAACUGUUGAGGAUACAGAGGCAGUUGCAACACUUAUUCACGGCCUUUUGACGGAGUUAUGGCAAGGAAAAGGUCCUACGCUAGAGUCUAUGCUACCAACAACCCGCAUGGUGCUAGCAGACAAAGCUGUGAUGGCAGCACUGGCCCUCGUGGACGGCAAGCCAGUAGGCGUAGUGACUAUCAACGAAUGCACCGCCGUAUACGCAGGAGGCAAGUUUGGGGAGAUUUGUGAGCUAUAUGUGCUGGCCGAGAUGCGAUCCAAGGGCGUAGCACCGCAUCUAGUCAAGUACGCCGAGCAGGUAUCGCGAGACAAAGGGUGGAAGCGGUUGGAGGUUUGCGCUCCCCCGCAGCCGGCAUGGAGCCGCAGCGUUGAUUUCUACGAGAAGAACGGCUUCCGCAAGCUGGGGCCGCGAUUGUGCAUGGAUAUUAAAUAGAUGCGGGGAACUGCGCGUUGUCUAUAAAAACAUGCAAUAUAUCUAUGUAUAUAGCACUAUGGAAAGCAGGCGUAGGACGGAGACCCCGUCAGCCAACCUGCCAUCAGUGACGUCGCCAUGCAACGAGCCAAUACUGGAUUGCGCCAAGAUACAAGCCACCAAACUGAGCGAGUGCACCGAUUUGCAAAUGGAAACAGAACGUAUCUCCACUGUAAAAAU